Lates calcarifer (barramundi perch) is the source of this 9966-nucleotide messenger RNA. It is a transcript of the gene pmepa1, whose product is annotated as prostate transmembrane protein, androgen induced 1. The record is from RefSeq and is a predicted model, not a curated record. Gene Ontology annotation, biological process: negative regulation of transforming growth factor beta receptor signaling pathway. Gene Ontology annotation, molecular function: R-SMAD binding. The transcript has 5 exons. NCBI's taxonomy places the organism in Eukaryota, Metazoa, Chordata, Actinopteri, Centropomidae. Bases 519 to 1502 code for a protein of 327 amino acids. Gene Ontology annotation, cellular component: early endosome membrane; Golgi membrane.
GAGAGGGGAGGGGAGAGAGGGAGAAACAGACAGGACCAGACAGACGUCCGUUAGCAGUUUAGUCGCCGGUCACUCGGCGGAAAACACGGAACCAUUAUAACUGAUUUCUAACGGACGGAACCGGACAUUUAAAGUAGCCGAACUACGUUUUUUUUUUUUUUUUAACAGCAACGUUAAAACUACAUUUAACGGCUGUACCGACACUUCUGCGGUACGCCGAUUAGAUAGAUAGAUAGAUUAGAUAGAUUUCGAGAGGAAGAGGAGGAGAAACCGGAGAGAAGAGGAGGAGGAGGUGGAGAGAACCGAGACAGGAGGAGGACGGACGGACCGGAGGGGAAGGAGAGGAGGCUGGAGAGAAAAGAGAAAAAGGGAGGAUUUUUUGGCUGGAGUUUGGCGUGGCUUUUUGGUCUCCUCUCCUUCUUCCGAAUCGCCUUCUUCUUCUUCUUCUGCUCCAGCCCUUCUCUUGUCUCCUGUCUGCCUCUCCCGGAGUAUUUAUGUCUGAUUUUAGGAGGCUUUAAAUGUUGAACUUGAUGGGUGUUUUAAACGCCACCGCCGCCAAUGUCUCCUGUACUUGUAACUGCAAGCGCUACACCUCCCUCCAGAGCAUGGAAAUCACCCAGCUGGAGUUCGUCCAGAUCCUGGUGAUCGUGGUGGUGAUGAUGGUGAUGGUGGUGGUCAUCACCUGCCUGCUGAACCACUACCGCCUGUCAGCACGCUCCCUCCUCUCCAGACACGCCCCCGCACGCAGGAGACACCUGCCGCUGGCCAACGAGGGGGGUCUGUGGUCCUCUGAGGGAACGGGGACAAACAGUGGUCUGAAUGAGCACCAGGUGUAUAACCCCCGCCCUCCAGACCGAGGGGUCCACUCAUCCUACCUUCAGCGGGAGCCUCAGCAUGCCCAGUCCCAGACGCAGCCUCCAAUCCAGUCUCAGCGCUUCCAGCACACGUACGCCCCGAGUCGCUUCCAGCCGACGUACCCCUACCUGCCCCAGAGCUUCAUCGAUCUUCCCCCCACCAUCUCCCUCUCAGACGGGGAAGAGCCGCCGCCCUACCAGGGUCCCUGCACCCUGCAGCUCCGAGAUCCGGAGCAGCAGAUGGAGCUGAACCGCGAGUCGGUCAGAGCGCCGCCCAACCGAACAGUGUUCGACUCCCACCUCCUCGACCCAUCCAACUCCUGUCUGCAGGCCAGUCUGCAGGCUCCUCCUCCAAGUGUCCAUUCAGGCAUCAGUGUGUUAGAAGCCCAGGAGGCCUUGUCCCGGCAGCAGAAGCAGGGCUCUCGAGUAGAGGGAGCUCCCCCAACCUACAGCGAGGUGAUCGGGCACUACUACCACCCGACGUCCCUGAAUUCCAGCCACAACCAUCGGACUGUAUCAUCCUCACAAGCGCCCCCGUCCUCGCUCAUACACGGUCUGCUCCGACCUCCGCCUCAGCAGCAAGGAAGUGUGGACAACAGGAAUGCAAGGAAUACAAAGGAGAAGUCCCAGAAGCCCCAGCAGGUGUGACAGUACUGCUUCCUCUUUCCUAGCCUGCGGGAAAAACCGGGAUUAUGUCUCACCGCUUGGGAAACAGUCAGAAGCCGACAAGGAACAACCUGGUCGAUGGUAAAAAUCCACUCUGAAUGGUUUAAGCUGGUUAGUUGUAGUUGUAGCUGACGCGGUUUCCCCUCUUCAUGGAUCGGGCUAGGACUGAGAAGCAGCAGCACACGCCGGCUUCUCGUUAGGUAAGAACACCUAGAAACCACAUCACUCCUGCAGAGCACAGUCGCAGGAGAACAUCUGGUACUUCCUGCUCCACAGCUUCCUACUUCCUGUCUGAGAGGCACUUCAGAUGAACCCAUGAUGAUGAUGUCAGAGAAGGAGGUCAAAGGGUGGAGAGGGGAAAGGUGGCUACAGACGCCUCCCUCCUCCCUUAACAACUCCACCUCAUCCCUCCUCUAUCAGACUGAUCGAACUAGUCUUCAUUCAUUAUAAAUAUUUACUUGUUCUGUUUGUUUCUAUAGAACUUUUUGUUUGUUUGUUCGUCUACUUCGCGCUUACAAGAAGAUUUCUAUUCAGGCAAAUGGCGAAAUGUGGCAGUCAUCUUUUUAGGAGUCAUCAGGUUUUAGGAUUUGUUUUGUUUUCUAGUGAUAAUCCCCCGCUCGCUGCUUUGACUCCGUUUAGCUCUGUUCACAACUGCACAGUCCAACGUUGGCAGCGACUCCUGCACCAGGCUUUAGCUGUAUCACUGAGACAUGUUAGCACACAAGAAUAUUUCCAGAAAGAGUUUAGAUGUAGUUAGCAUUUAUCUUAAACUAGCUUACCAGUUGUAGCACAGUGCUAAAAGUCCUUGAGCUAAACGUUCUGCCUUAUAUCGACCAACCGAUGCAGGAGUUGUCGCUGAAAUUUUUUUAUUUUUUAUGUUACGUUUCCUGAAGAAGGUUUGCACAAAGUUCAAGACUGUUCACCACAGAAAAAGAAAAAAAAUCGCAAUAUGAUUGAUAAGAGAGAAAAUAGAGAAAGUAGGGGUAUUUUUCUAAACUAGAUGGAUUCUUAUCAGUAAAGACUUUUUUCUGUUUGUUUUUAUAUGUUGUCUAGUUUUAGAAAAAAGAAACAAACAUCUGUAAUCUGUUGGGGUGCCAACUUUCACGUUGAACAUUUUGCUACAUACAUGUUGGCAUGUAUAUACGUUACAUAUGGAGUAUAUAUACACACAUGUAUGCAAACUGAGAGCGGACUUAAAAAGCACGAAUUUAGAGUUAUUUAUAUAAUUGCUGAAAAGAAUUGCACUAUUUUUUAGUAUGCGCAGAUGGAACGUGUGAGAGAGACUUUUAUUGUGAAGGAGCUCUGUCUAUUGAGGCGUAAAUACAAAGAGAGAGUCCUGAAACCACAGGGGACUUAAAGGGUCGGACCACAUCAGUGCACAGCGGCCAGUAUCAUCAGAACAUAUCAUGGGGAGAUUCUGACUUUGGUCCAGCGGACUCGGACCAACCAUUACUGUACCAUUGAUGUUUAAAAAAAAAAAAAAAAAAAAGUCCCUGGUUUAUGCAAAUGUCCGAGUCCCGCAAGCCAACCACAAGUCAGCAUCCAUCCUGAUGGGCCCAAUCAGAAACUCUGUUCGUAGCUUUCUCUCUCUCUCACCCUAUUGGCCGAAUCGUUAGCCAAUCCCAAAGCAGGCUGUCACUACCUCGACCAAACAAGUCAAGCACAUACGAGUUUGCUUCACGUUAAUCAGAUAAACAGAUGUCUGAACCAAUCAAGACAAUGUGUAAUGUAACAGUAGAGAAGAGUAAAGUAGAUUAGGAUGUAGUAGAUUUAGCUUUUAAUCCUGUUGCGUGUAAUUUUUAUUUGAAUGUCAAGAGUUUUUGUUCACCGGGUGAGAGGAGAGCGGGAACCUAGCAGAUCCAGUGACACCUAACGUCCCCUUUGUAGUGCACUACUCAGGAAGGAAGCCAGGUCGCCCUACAGGCCCAAAAUGUGUGAUACACUGACUGUGCACUGCUGUGGCCACACACAAACACACAAGAUCAACAUGUCUGGUCACACACCUGCAGAUUAAUCUCUCCUGCCUUUUCAACAAACAAAAACAGUCUCCUGUGGUGAGUUUCUCUCUCUUGCAGGCAUCUCUGAGCACUUUACUGCACCAGGAAAGAGACAACAAUCUUCUGUCAGCCAGCGUCGGCCAGGAUGAAACUUUAAAACUACAGUCGAACCUUUACAUUUUCUAGAUUUAGCUCUCCAACCUUUAGAGCCACACUUUUAAAAGAUGCAAAGACUUGUGCUCCAAAACUUAAACUGUAUAACUUGUAAUGCUUAUGAUCAGGGCUGGGUGUUUUCUGGAGGUUUUUCAGAACUACUACCAAUAAAACACCUUACUUUAAGAAUCAAAUACUUCACUUUGAGAAAUAUAAAUGGCUUUUUCUUCACCCUGCCGUUAAAUAUGCACAAUAUGUACAAGAACUUUAGCUAAAUAAAAUACAGUCUACAGUUGGAAAAAUCAGGAACUAGCGUAUUGAUGCAUUGAAGUUCAAUACCUAAAAACCAACCCUUUGAAAGAUUAGUCACCUUGUGUCCUUUCAAAAACAAUUUGGUCUAUUUCAUAUUUCUAUUUUACCUCUUGCUGUAUGUUUCAGUUUUGGAAUAGAACUCUUUGUGUUGAAUACAGCACAAGAUGGGUUGUCGCAAACUAGACACGCUGAAGUGUUGAAAAGUGACACGAGUGUUAAUAGCAACUCGUCUUGUGUGAUCUCUUUAAGAGUGUGGUAAUAAAGGUAAAACGAUUGUUAGCUAACUAAAGUAAAAGAUUAGAGUAAAUAGACAUUUCUAGUUUUUCUCUUUUAAGUUGCUGCUUUUAAAAGUGUUCACUUUGACCAACACUCUUUUAACCCUGUGGUCUGACCAGUUAUUCUGGAUUUAUAUUGAUGUGAAGGCACCACAGGCAGACCCCAAAUGAAGCCAGCGCCCUCUAGUGUCCAGUCUUUAUGCAACAGCGCCCUCCACAGGGACCAAACCGAACUGCAGCCAAAACUCCUGAAGCUUAACUUUGGAGCCUGAGGAGAGAGGAGCGUUAAAGGCCAAAAAAAAAAAAAAAAAGAUGUUUAUAAUCUGAUAUGGUGAAUAUUGAAUUCCUUUGUCUUCUCUUUCAUUUUGAACUCACAGAUGUCUGUGGCUGAAUGUACAGACUGCCAGUUUCUGUCACAUUUGAGACACAGAACUGAGCAUCAGUUUUUCAAAACAAUAAAUCCCUUUAGAUCUUUGGAAACUCCAGAUGGUCAUUAAUCAACACCUGCUGCCAUUUUGAAGAUAUUUCCAGAAUCCUCAGAGUCCCUUAAACAUUUGGACAAAAAAAGUAUAAUAGCUGCAUAAUAAUAAAAAAAAAAAGGUGUGACUCUGUAUCCUGAGCUGAAAGAGGCAUGUCUCUGUACAACCAGAACAAUGUAAAAACAUACUUAAAUGUAUAUAGUUUUUGUUAUAUUUCUCUAUAUUCAUAUUCUUUUCCAUAUUUUAAUCACAUAAUCAACAGUUAAACAUUUUUAUUUUUCUUGUAAUUUAAAAAACAAGCAAGGACAUAUUUCUGAUAAUCUGGUUUAGGAAAAAGAGUCACAUCUUUGGAAGCAAAUCAUUUUUAUUGUACAGCUGUUGGAUUUUUUUUUUUUAUCCAGACAUGUAGAGGAGUCUUUGGGGAGGCUGUAAAUACCUUUAAAACAGCUGUAAGUGUUUUUAGAUUGUCAGGGUGGUACAGGUCUGAUGUUGUCAUGUCUGUCUAAACAGGAAAUUAGUUCAUACAUUUUUUCUAUUUAAAGAGACAUGAGUAUGUUAGAUUAUCCUGCAAGAAAAGCAUACUGUUAGAACAACACUUUAACUCCUGUGAUGUGAAAGACGACAAAAAGUUAAGACAAAUAAUCAAAAGCCAUUUCUGUAUGAUUCACCUUCCCUCUGUCUUAUUUACUGUCUCUCUUUCUCCUUUGCUCCUGUGCUGCACUGCCAUGUUCGCAUUUUUAUAUUUAAUGACAAGCACUUGAAGAAGAAAAAAAAUCAUGAUCUAAAGAAAUUAAUCUCUUGACCCAAAGGAGUGAUGAUUGGAUCAAUCAAAGUAUGAAUCACCUUUCACCUUGUUAUGAGAUUAUGAGCCUGGUCCUAAAGCAAAUUUAGCUAACUUAUUUACCUUUCGUUUUACCUUUCCUCUCCCUUCCUUUCUCUCCCCAACUGUGAUACUUGUACUUGGACCAGGCAGUUUCCUUUUUUAAAACGGUUUGGUUUCCCUGCUCUGGAGGGUUUGCAGCGGGUAUGAGAAGGCUGGACGGGCUCUGAUCAGGGCUUCACUGUAGAAACUAAUGAUAUUAAUAAUAAUUUACCUGUAGUUGAGUUGAAGAGAAAUAAAAUAGUGUAGGACCAAUCUCUCGAUUCAGGGAAACCUGCGCUGGCUGAUGAUACAAAAAAAAAAAAAGACAGGAUGAGAGGAAGGGAAACUCCUAAAGUGGCUCGGUGGAAACACAAAACACACAUUUACUCACACAGAUAAUAAUGCACCACACUGCCUACACAAACACACUGGUAUGUUUACAUGCAGAGAGAUGAGAGCAGCUGUCCCAUGGUUCAAUGAGUUUCUACCUUUCUUUAACCACUGUUGAUGAAAGGAUAGGUGUUACCCUUUCUUCAUUCAUAGUCACAUGCCCAUAUGUUUGUUGGAAGAGUUACCGGUGGCUGUAAUCAUUCCUCCUCCAAGCCAUACUGGUUGUGAAGAGAUUCCCAUGUAGCAUAAUUAAACUUUAAGAUACUCGGGAGAAAAUCCACAGUCCUUAUUCUGUGUAAAAAAAAAAACAAAAACAUUCUGACAGGAAAAGUUCCACAUGUUGGGAAACACACUCUCUUUCUUGCUGAGAGAUAGAUGAGAAGACUGACACCUCUCUCAUCCUGCAGGGUAAAUAUGAAGCUACCACCAGCAGCCAGUUAACUCUUAAACAACCAUUAACAAGUGAGCUUUAGAGAUGCUGGUCGGUGAGUUUUGUUAUCUUUUCGUGCAGAGCCAGACUAGCUGUCUCCCCCUGUUUCCAGUCUUUGUGCUAAGCUAAGUUAGCACUCUGGCUGUAGCUUCCUAUUUUGCAUACAGACACGAGAGUGGUAUCAAUCUGAUCAUCUAACUCUCAGCAAGAAAGCUAAUUAACAUGUCUCCCAAAAUGUCGAACUUAUCCACUGAACAUAGACUCUUGAGAACCAGUGGUGAAGGACAGUGUGGCUUUCUUUCUCAUUUUUGAAGAUUCCUGAUUGUGUUGCUUGACUCUUCAAACCAACAUAUCUGCAUGUGAGAAUUAUGUUAAGAAUGACUUGAAAAAAAUCCAAACUUUGCUUUAAAGUUCAGUUCGAGUCAGCUGACCCAAAUCCACAUAAACAUAUGAAACCAAUCAGAGCUUAAAUCUCUAAAAAUCUGUCUAGACCGGUGAUAAUCUCUGUCUGUUUGAACUGGUCACAUGUUUCUCUUUGCUUUAAGCCAGCGUGAAGACAGUGUAAGUGUCAGUUAGUUAGCAUAUUAGCUUAUACAGCUACAGUGCUUUUGUAAAGUCAGUGGUCGACGUCUCUUCCCAGAGCGAUGUCAGUGUGCUGUUAAUGUACACCGACUUGCCCUGGGAAAGACCUCCAGCUGUCUAGACAAAAACUAAACACACACACACACACACACACACACACACACACACACACAGAGCAGACUAAAUAAACUAACCUAAGAACCAGACCUUCCACACACACACACAGGUGCAUUUUCAUUCAUUCACGUUCAUGUUUCUCUCUUAUUGUGGACCACACAGGAUAGCAAAAACAUUUAUCUCACACACAGACACACACACACACACCUGCCUCCCCCUCCCCCCUCUUCCUGUCUGAAUGAGCUCUACCUGUUCCCUAGAGAUGCCUGCUCGUCCAAUGACAGAGCUCCUUCUCAGACCGGCCCUCGCUGCCAUUGGCCGGCUGUCUUUCGGUCUCCCUGGUAACGUUCGUCGUUUAUUAUUGUUGCUAUGUCGUUACAAGUGUGCCUGCCUGUGCUGAGACGGGCAAAAAUGUGAGUGGCUAGUUUUGGGCUGUCAAUCAUCCCAGGCCACGCCUCCUUACUGUCUCACAUGAUGAUGAUAAUGAUGAUGAUGAUGAUUGGAUGAUGAUGAUGAGAUUGAGGAUAAUGAUGAUGAAGAUGUUUUUGAUAGUGAUGCCGCAGAGAGCGUUGCAAUACACCUACUAUUUGCCUUUUUGAUAAUAUUAGUCAUAUUUUAACGUAGUGUGCUAAAUGUAAGUUUUUUUUAUUGUUGUUGUUGUUAUUGUUGUUUAUUCACUUGAGAACAAAAAAAGGUCAUUUUAUUAUCAAUCCACUGAUCACAAAAAAGUUUUUUUUUUCCCCACUUGUAAAACCAACUUUGAGAGUGUAAAACUACCUAACACACAAAAAGCUGCAGAUCACUGGGGGAGGACAUGUAAAUACAAGAAAAUGUACUUCUGCUUUUAAGUGCCCUUUCCAGUUUAAAGUGUGCGUGUUAGUGUGUGCAGCUGUUUGAAGAGUGUGACUCAUCGGGGGAUAAAAGCAACAAAUCCCCUGCAUUUUUACGUACAUCACCUGAGAACAGCUCAUAUUUAGGCUAGCUAGAUUUGUGCAAACUGCCGCUGUACACUCACUUGAUCAUUUUGGAGCACAUUUUUGCUCACGCACUUACAAGUUCAAGUAUACUUCUUUGUGCAUAUACAAACAUCAAGUCCCUGGUAACCCAGUCCACUACACCCCUAAUCAUCAUCACGUCUCCUCGCCCGGCCCAGCGUCUACAUGUGUGCCUUCUGGUUGCCGGUGUUCAGCGGAGACCUCAUCUGUCUGUAAAAUGCAUUGCAGUGCAAUGAACCCCUCAAAUACUCUGUUACUGUUGUCUUUUGACACUUAGACACUGGACAGCACCAACACGUACAAGAAAAAUAUGACUGUGACAUGGCCAUGAUAUGUGGAAGCCCAUUCACACCAGGAAAAAAAUGAACAAAAAUCAAGAAGAAGGAAGUGUGCAUUGCUCAACAUUUAUGUUGUCAUGACAACUGAGCAACAGCUCCACGUGCUGAAGAAGAUCAUGUGAUACAAUUGAAAGCUACAGAACAAUUACUGAGUGAAACUUGUUUUAGAUUGUUUUUAGUUUUAAAAUCUGAUGUUGUCUUUUAUGUGGCGUGAAUGGGCUUCCAUAAUCAUGGAAAAAGAUGUCAAAUACAACAAAUUUUGCUUGCUAGGUACUCAUGCUGCAUUCCAGAGACAUCAGAAAGAAAGUUAUUUUACUUCUGACAUUUAAUGGAACGCAACAUGUGAAACACGUUUUCAUUUCUGUUCCUCUAAACACACACAACAGUCUAGUUUUCUGUCCACAGCAUCAUUAAAGACAUUUCCAAAGAAGGAAUCAUCCUAAACAAACAAAAAAAAAAAAAAAAAAAAAAAACCUAACAAGAGUCACACCUAACUUUUCUGUUAUUUUUAUUUUCUGGACAAACAUUUUGCUUUACAGGCGCCUUUUUCCAGUUUCUGUAACUCUCUUGUAAGUAUUUUAAGUACACAGUAACACAUACUAGUACCAGUUUGAAAGACAAAAAAAAACAUUGUACCCUUAACACUUGCUGAUAGUGAACUGGAGAAAGGCGAAGUAUGAAGCAAACUGUUUUCCCUUUUUGUGUUUUUGCUCAUUCUGCAUCGUUGUGUUCUCCUCUGCUCGCUCUGCUCUUGAAUCAGCGUCGCGUUGGCGCCUUUCCUCUGACAAUGUUGAAGAAAAAGAUACAAAAACACUCUCUUUUGGUUGCAGUAUGUAUGUGUGCGUAUUUAAACAAGCCUCGAUAUCUUAACAGGACACGACGCUCGUCCGCCACAGUGACUAUUGUAGAAGUCUUCCACCUGUCGUUGAGUUUUUAUCCUGCAAGCAUGUAAAAAAAUGUGGGACUUGUACAAUAGAUCAGUUUGCUCUGGUCUGGAUUCCUACAUCUGCAUCUGGUCCGGGAGUUUUAACAGACAAUAAUGUGAUUUUGUCCAGAAAAAUAUUCAAGAAAUCAUCAGCGGUGUCAGGACCAGAUGUCAGAUAAGAAGCGUAGGAACCCUGAUCUGUUCUUGUAGAAAAACGAUGGAUUUCCCUGAAUUUAAAUUUAGCACCAGGCUCAUGAAUCUUCCUUUGAAGUACAACAUGAACACAGUGCUGAAGAAAAUUUAGGGUUUAAAUUCAGUCUGUUAUUUGUCACAGCAUGGCUCACACAGUUAUAUAGAGGCCUACUUAUUCUCAAUGAUAAUAAUUGCUUAUUUGUGUAUUAAAAACAGUUUAUUUUAAUUUAUAUUGGAUGGUCUACGUGUUGCCGGGUUUGUUAUGUUGUUAUUUUCUUCUAUGUUUGUUACAAACAGAAGACAAUGGUUUAUCGUUGUUGUCACAGAACAUGGUAUGAAUCGGACACAUUUCAGUUAGCCUUCGAUUUAAAAAAUGAAUAAAAAGGUUUUAUAAAUACA